AUGACAAAACACGCGCCAUAUCUGUUGGGUAGAAUUUGGGAUCCGAUUGUGGCUAUUUGUAUUGGAACCACUAGUUACUACGUCUUUGAGAGGAGACGAUUGAGCAUAGCAAGUAAGACUGGCGGUUCUACGACUGUCUUAUUGUCCCGAUCAAACCAUACUGAGGGAUGA
Messenger RNA from Huiozyma naganishii CBS 8797, 171 nucleotides. It is a transcript of the gene NCE101, whose product is annotated as Nce101p. The transcript has a single exon. NCBI's taxonomy places the organism in Eukaryota, Fungi, Ascomycota, Saccharomycetes, Saccharomycetales, Saccharomycetaceae. The record is from RefSeq and is a predicted model, not a curated record. Gene Ontology annotation, biological process: protein secretion. The coding region runs from base 1 to 171 and encodes 56 amino acids.